Molecule: messenger RNA, 1394 nt
Organism: Malania oleifera
Lineage: Eukaryota; Viridiplantae; Streptophyta; Magnoliopsida; Santalales; Ximeniaceae
Product: protein TAB2 homolog, chloroplastic
Exons: 5
Coding region: 154-1299 (381 amino acids)
Molecular function (GO): RNA binding
Source: RefSeq, a predicted model, not a curated record
GGGCUGGGGCCCAUAGAGCACCAUGUGUCCACGCCCAGCCCAAGCCCACCACCUUCCUCCAGACAUCACCAACGGUCGACACACGUGGCAGAUAAACUACUCUAACCUCUCCAAACUCUUCCUCGCUCAUUAUCCCCGCCCCCGUGAGCUCCCAUGGCGACUCUAAGCUUCAAUCCCUCAAGAAUCCGAAACCCCGCGCUCCGAUCUCGUAAACCCACCUGCAACUCCACCUCCCCAUCAAAACCGACCAAAAUAUCCUGCCAAUUCUCAAGAUUUCCGCCGAAACGCCCCCUAAACCACCGAAAAUGGCAUCGUUUCCGGCCCAAAUCGGCGUCGGAAACUCCGGUUUCGGCGCCCAAAGAGGCGAAGAUAGGCGACGAAGACGAUGACCCGACUGAGGAACUGAGCUACCUCGACCCGGAAGUGGAUCCCGCGAGCAUUUUGGAGUGGGAAAUGGACUUCUGCUCGAGACCCAUUUUGGAUAUCAGAGGGAAGAAGGUUUGGGAGCUGGUUGUUUGCGACGAGUCGCUGUCGCUUCAGUAUACCAAGUACUUUCCCAACAAUGUCAUUAAUAGUAUCACCUUGAAGGAUGCUAUGCUGGGGAUCUGCAACGAGUUGGGUGUGCCUUUGCCGGAUAGAGUUCGCUUCUUCAGGUCGCAGAUGCAGACAAUUAUGACAAAAGCAUGUAAUGAGCUCAGUAUAAAGGCUAUUCCAAGUAAACGGUGUCUAUCACUACUACUCUGGCUGGAAGAACGCUAUGAAACUGUAUACAUGCGCCAUCCUGGUUUUCAAAAGGGAUCUAAGCCACUUCCAGUACUAGAUAACCCAUUCCCAAUGGACCCUCCAGAAGAUCUUUUUGGGGAAAAGUGGGCAUUUGUCCAGUUGCCUUUUUCAUCUGUUAAAGAAGAGGUCUCUUUAUUAAAGACAAGAUUCGCCUUUGGAGCAAGCAUGGAUUUGGAUCUGUUGGGGAUUGAAAUAGAUGACAAGACAUUAAUUCCAGGACUAGCUGUUGCAUCCUCGCGUGCUAAACCAUUAGCAGCUUGGAUGAAUGGAUUAGAACUGUGUUCCAUUGAAGCUGAUGUAUCCCGGGCACGCUUGCUUCUGUGCGUUGGAAUUUCUACACGGUACGUUUAUGCCACCUAUAAGAAAAAUCUGGCAACUACAAGUGAAGCUGAAGCUUGGGAAGGUGCAAAGAAGGCUUGUGGAGGCUUACAUUUCCUUGCCAUACAAGAGGACUUGGACUCAGAUGACUGUGUUGGAUUUUGGCUGUUGCUAGACUUGCCACCUCCACCUGUAUAAACAAAUAAUGGAUAACAAAAUAUAUUAGUUGUUCUUAACAUUUCCUUCUUAAUUAUAUUUAUACAGGGCUGUUGGUAUGAGUCCAAAUUCCCACC